AUGGCUUUCCUGGAGGAUGGGAACCACACUGCAGUGACAGAGUUCAUUUUGUCAGGCUUGACAGAUGACCCAGUCCUUAGAGUUGUCCUCUUCACCAUCAUCCUGUGCAUCUACCUGGUGGCUUUUGGGAACCUCAGCACCAUCCUUCUCAUCAGAGUCUCUUCCCAGCUUCAUCAUCCCAUGUACUUUUUUCUCAGUCACUUGGCUUCUACUGACAUAGGCAUCUCAUCUUCUGUCACACCCAAUAUGCUUGUCAACUUCCUGGAAAGUCAAAAUACUAUCUCAUACCUUGGAUGUGGAAUCCAGCUCAGCUCAGCUGCUUUCUUUGGAUCUGUUGAAUGCUUCCUUCUGGCUGUCAUGGCUUAUGAUCGCUUUAUGGCAAUCUGCAACCCACUGUUUUAUUCAACUAAAAUGUCCACACAAGUCUGUGUCCAGUUGGUUCUGGGAUCUUAUGUAGGGGGUUUUAACACUUUGUCAUACACCCUUUCAUUUUUUUCUUUUCUUUUCUGUGGACCAAAUAGAAUCAAUCACUUUUUCUGUGAUUUUGCUCCUUUGAUGGAACUCUCCUGUUCUGACGUCAGUGUCUCUGGAGUUGUUAUCUCAUAUUCUGCUGGAUCAGUCACUAUGACCACACUGCUUGUCAUAUUUAUAUCCUACACCUACAUCCUCAUCACCAUACUCAAGAUGCACUCCACUGAGGGUCGGCAGAAAGCCUUCUCUACCUGUACCUCCCACCUCACUGCAGUCACUCUCUACUAUGGCACCAUCACAUUCAUUUAUGUGAUGCCCAAAUCCAGCUACUCCACAGACCAGAACAAGGUGGUGUCUGUGUUUUACAUGGUGGUGAUCCCUAUGUUGAACCCCCUCAUCUACAGCCUCAGGAAUAAUGAGAUUAAGGGUGCUCUAAAUAGACAGCUUGGUAAGAAAUUAUUUUCAUAG
Molecule: messenger RNA, 939 nt
Organism: Cricetulus griseus (Chinese hamster)
Lineage: Eukaryota; Metazoa; Chordata; Mammalia; Rodentia; Cricetidae
Source: RefSeq, a predicted model, not a curated record